AUGUGGACGGGUGAAUAUUCUCUUUUAACAGUUUCUCUAUUAUAUACAAUAUUUUCUCGAGGAGAUACAAAUCGUGAUAUUUCAUGCACAGAUUCAUUAAUAUGUAGUGAACAUCAUCGUUUAUUGUGGUUUCGAUUGCGUAAACAUGUAAAUAAUAUUCUACAAUUUAUGCAUCAUAAACGAUAUAAACAUAAAGUGAUAUCAAUGAAAGGUUUUAUGAGUGAUGGACAGAGUGACCGAUGGCCUAUACGAUGUUUAUGGAAUGGAAAUGCUAUUAAUGGUACAUGUGCACCCGGACCACCGAGCAAUCAACCAGUUUUUUAUAUUAAAUCCAAUGAAUGGCGACAAAAAGUGAAGGAAUUUCGCAUUAAAAUUGGUUGUAAUAGUUCGGAUAUAGAAAAUGCAAAUAAAUUGGAUGAAUUGUAUGUAUGCAAGGAACGUUGUAUUCAAGCUGGAAUUGGUUAUAUUUCAUCGAUAUUCAUUAUGACAACAUUGUUUAUCUCUUUCACACUUUUGCUGAUGAAGUGA
Brugia pahangi is the source of this 528-nucleotide messenger RNA. Lineage: Eukaryota; Metazoa; Nematoda; Chromadorea; Rhabditida; Onchocercidae. The record is from the annotation of a GenBank genome assembly.